UUUCAGGGGACUGAGUCAGCAGCUGCAGUCUGCUCCCCUCAACUUCCGCGGAUCGACUCCAGCUCCACAGACCUCAGCGCUUCUCUCAGUUUCUCACAUGGAUCCGAGCCGCUUUCAUUUACAGUAAGAAGCGUGUUUUUUGUCGGAAGAAUAAAACGGCAGCAGAGAGGAGAGACGUGGCCGGAGCUCCGUGAGCCGCUGAGAUCGUUUCCCCUCGAGGCUUCAUGUCCGUCAGAAUCUCAGCCAUGAGCGUUCUUCCUCCUGUUCGAAGGGACCGAAUCAUCGCUCAGCUCCCUCAGUCUUUCAGGAAAGAGGCAGCUCUUCACACUAAAGACGAUUUCAACAACAAAGUGAAGACGGCCUGUCAGGAGCAGCGGACCGGCACUGUGGGCAGGUUUAAAAUCUCGAAGGUCAUCGUGGUGGGGGAUCUAGCGGUGGGGAAAACCUGCCUCAUUAAUAGAUUUUGCAAGGAUGCUUUCGAUAAGAACUACAAAGCAACAAUCGGCGUCGACUUUGAGAUGGAGCGCUUCGAGGUGCUGGGUGUUCCCUUCAGCCUGCAGCUGUGGGACACUGCAGGCCAAGAGAGGUUCAAGUGUAUUGCAUCGACGUACUACAGAGGAGCCCAGGUCGUGAUUAUCGUGUUUGAUGUAAACGAUGUUGCCUCUUUGGGCCAUACAAGGCAGUGGCUCGAAGACGCCUUGAAGGAGAACGACCCCACCAGCGUUCAGCUGUUCCUGGUGGGCACAAAGAAAGACCUGAGUUCUCCUGCUCAGUAUUCCCAGAUUGAACAAGAUGCCCUCAAAAUAGCAAAAGAGAUCCAUGCAGAGUACUGGGCCGUUUCAUCGCUGACAGGUGAAAACGUGAAAGAGUUCUUCUUUCGAGUGGCUUCGUUGGCGUUUGAGACCAACGUUCUCGCUGAGUUGGAGAAAAGUGGAUCGAGGCAAAUCGGAGACGUCGUCAGAAUUAACAGCAAUUCAAACAACGUGUACGCGGCGUCUAAGAAGAAACAGCCCAGCUGCUGUCAGUAAGGAUGGUAGCAGCAGUUUACGGACUCAAAAUGAGGAUUUUUCUCAGCGGAAAAUGGCCGUGGCUGCUGUCCAGCCCAGAGGGAAGGAUUUCUGUGGUCGGAGGAGCAAGAGGAGGGAGGGCACAUCUUUUAAAUUCAGUUUUUCCUGGCCUAGAAACACUUUUCCUCCGUGGGAUGUGUACAGAUUCUUGUGGCGUUGCUCAGUUUAACUUGUCUGGAGUUAAAGAACGACGCAGGAAUUACACACUGAAUGACUGGUGCUGGCGAGGAGCCAAAGAAUGACUGCAGAUUCUUACUUUACUUUGGGGGCUUGAAUUAAAUCUUCAGUUCUGCUGCUGUAAUUUGUUUUACAAUCAAGAUUUUUUUCCUUAUAUUAAUAUACAGUUUGUGUUAAAUGACUGUUUUACUUGGUACUUUGCUUUUCUCUUACUAUUGUAUGUCAGAAGUCCAACAUUUUUUGUCGUCUUCAUUUGAAGCAGUAUUUACAGUUAACCGCUAAUUAUCUACAAGCUGUAAGCAGAGAUAUUUGGGAGCACUUAAAGAUGAGGAGAGAAUUUUGGAAAAAUUACUGUAAGAUGUUUUUUUUUUGUUUUUUUUUCAGGAUUUUCUGUCUUGUUCAUCAUCUCUCUGUCUUUCAGAUUCAUCUUUUGACCCAUGUGGGGUUCCUGAACCCCAUUUGUAAUAUAGAUGCUUUAUAGGUUUCUUUUUAGUUGAUGUUUUCAAUCAAAUCAAUGACUGAAAUUGAUCAUUUUCAUAUCAAAACUGAAGUAGUGUGCAUUUAGCUUUUAUUGUGUUUAAAAUUUUUCUAAUGGUACAUUUUACAAAGAUAUUAAAAAAAAGAAAAUAAAUCAUCAUAAA
Molecule: messenger RNA, 1885 nt
Organism: Stegastes partitus (bicolor damselfish)
Lineage: Eukaryota; Metazoa; Chordata; Actinopteri; Pomacentridae
Gene: rab34a
Product: RAB34, member RAS oncogene family a
Exons: 11
Coding region: 225-1028 (267 amino acids)
Molecular function (GO): GTPase activity; GTP binding
Source: RefSeq, a predicted model, not a curated record